AUGUCCAGCUUUCUCAACUCCGAUUUGCUCAAAGGCCUGACCCAAGACGGCCUCUUGCCGCUUUGGAUGACCCUCGUGUCCGGUAUGGCCUUGUUCAACGCUGUUCAAAACUACCUCACGACGUCAUUGACAAAGCGAGUAUACUCCAAAACCCAGCAAGUCAAUGCCUUACAGGCUAGGACAUUCGGUGUUUGGACCAUCACCUCUGCACUCAUCCGGGCUUAUGCCGCAGUCAACAUCCAUGAUCCGAUACUUUAUCAGCUCGCAUUGUACUCUUACUACAUCGCUGCUUUCCACUUUGGCACCGAGAUCCUCAUCUACAGGACAGCAGGAUGGGGUGCCAUCAGUCCUGUCAUCGUUUCUUGUGAGAUCCUUUCUGCUUUGUAA
Messenger RNA from Protomyces lactucae-debilis, 387 nucleotides. RefSeq lists its product as uncharacterized. Gene Ontology annotation, cellular component: endoplasmic reticulum; membrane. Gene Ontology annotation, molecular function: protein-macromolecule adaptor activity. The coding region runs from base 1 to 387 and encodes 128 amino acids. The transcript is spliced from 3 exons. NCBI's taxonomy places the organism in Eukaryota, Fungi, Ascomycota, Taphrinomycetes, Taphrinales, Protomycetaceae. The record is from RefSeq and is a predicted model, not a curated record.